Debaryomyces fabryi is the source of this 2820-nucleotide messenger RNA. RefSeq names its product coatomer subunit beta' (gene SEC27). Gene Ontology annotation, cellular component: COPI vesicle coat. The transcript has a single exon. NCBI's taxonomy places the organism in Eukaryota, Fungi, Ascomycota, Pichiomycetes, Serinales, Debaryomycetaceae. The record is from RefSeq and is a predicted model, not a curated record. Gene Ontology annotation, molecular function: protein binding; structural molecule activity. Gene Ontology annotation, biological process: intracellular protein transport; retrograde vesicle-mediated transport, Golgi to endoplasmic reticulum; endoplasmic reticulum to Golgi vesicle-mediated transport. Bases 1 to 2820 code for a protein of 939 amino acids.
AUGAAAUUGGACGUCGUAAAACAAUUUUCUACUCGUUCCGAUAGAGUGAAAGGAAUAGAUUUCCAUCCUUCAGAGCCAUGGAUUUUGACUACCUUAUAUAAUGGUAAAAUUGAAAUUUGGUCAUAUGCAACACAUUCAUUAGUCAAGUCUAUUCAAGUGACUGAACUUCCUGUUCGUACUGGUAAGUUCGUGGCACGUAAGAAUUGGAUUAUUGUUGGAUCUGAUGAUUUUCAAAUCAGGGUAUACAAUUAUAAUACUGGUGAAAAAGUGACACAAUUCGAGGCACACCCAGACUACAUCAGAAGUAUCUCUGUCCAUCCAUCGAAGCCAUAUGUUUUGACAUCUUCUGAUGAUUUAACUAUCAAGUUAUGGAAUUGGGAGAAUUCAUGGAAAUUGGAACAAAUUUUCGAAGGCCACCAACAUUAUGUUAUGAGUGUUAACUUUAACCCUAAAGAUCCUAAUACAUUUGCGUCUGCAUGUUUAGAUAGAACUGUUAAAAUUUGGUCUUUAGGCUCAUCUCAACCAAACUUCACCUUAAUGGCCCAUGAAUCAAAGGGUGUAAAUUACGUCGAUUACUACCCACAAGCCGAUAAGCCAUACUUAAUAACCACUUCUGAUGAUAAAACGAUUAAGAUUUGGGAUUAUCAAACCAAGUCAUGUGUUGCUACUUUAGAAGGACAUUUAUCUAACGUUUCGUUUGCUAUUUUCCACCCUGAAUUACCUUUAAUUGUUUCAGGUUCAGAAGAUGGUACUGUUAAGUUUUGGAACUCGAAUACUUUUAAGUUAGAGAAGUCUAUUAACUAUGGCUUAGAAAGAGUAUGGUGUAUUGGUAUCUUACCUAAAUCCAAUGUCAUAGCUGUAGGAUGUGAUUCGGGUUACGUUAUUAUUAAGUUGGGUAAUGAAGAGCCUUUGUAUUCUAUGGACUCUAACAACAAAUUGAUAUACGCUAAGAACUCAGAAAUCUAUCAAUCGAUUAUCAAGCCAAAUUCAACAGAAGGCUUAAAAGAUGGAGAAUCGUUGCCAUUACAGCAAAGAGAAUUGGGAUCUAUUGAAAUUUAUCCUCAAUCUUUAACUCAUUCACCAAAUGGGAGGUAUGCUACCGUUUGCGGUGAUGGUGAAUAUAUCAUCUACACAGCGUUAGCAUGGAGAUCUAAAACUUAUGGUAAAGCUUUAGACUUUUGCUGGAAUUCUCAUGACUUAUCAAAUGCUUGUACAUUUGCUAUCAGAGAAUCUCAGUUAAGCGUUAAAAUUUUUAAGAACUUUGAAGAACACUUACAAAUUGAUUUGAUCUAUCAAGCUGACAAAAUAUUUGCCGGAGCUUUAUUAGGAAUUAAGCUGGAAGGCUGUAUUUCUUUCUAUGACUGGGAACAUGGUAAGUUAGUUAGAAGGGUUGACUUGGAUGACGAUAUCCAAGAAGUUGUUUGGUCAGAUAAUGGUGAACUUUUUGCGAUUGUUACUUCAUCUAAUGUUGGAGAAAAUAAGGCCGCUAUUGGUUCUAAGACUGGUGAUGAAACAUACUUCUUAAGUUAUGAUCAUGCACUCUUUGAAGAGGCUUUAAGUAACGACGAGCUUGAUCCAGAAGAAGGAGCAGAAGCUGCGUUCAAUGUUUUAUACACCUUACCAACUUCUGAAUCCAUUUUAUCAGGUAAGUUUAUCGGUGACGUUUUUGUAUAUACUACAGCCACAAGUAAUAGAUUGAAUUAUUUCGUGGGUGGUGAAGUUAUUAACUUAGGUCAUUUUGAUCAUAAAUAUUAUAUUGUUGGAUACAGAGCAAAUCAAGAAGGAAAAUUAUACUUAAUUGAUAAAUCAUUCAACGUUGUUUCUUGGUUUGUCAACUCUGAUGUCUUAGAACUUCAAACCUUGGUAAUGCGUGGAGACUUAGAACAAUUUGCAACAAAACAUGUUUUAGACGAAGAAUCAGGAGAAAAUGUACCAGACUUGUCUAGUAUUACUAAAGAAAACUUAUCAGAAGAAUAUUCUAAUAUUUUAUCUGGCUUCAGCAAGACCGAAUUAAAUCAAUUGUCUAGAUUCUUCGAAAAAUUAGGGUACUUAGCAUUGUCAUAUUCCUUAUCACAAGAUUUUGAUUCCAAAUUCCAAAUAUCGCUUUCCACAAACAAUUUACUGCAAGCUUAUGAUUUAUUAUCAACUUACCAGAAAGAAAACCCAUCAACAAGCUUGGCCAAUGCAUCCAAAUGGAAGAAGUUAGGUGACUUAGCAUUAUCUAAAUGGCAAAUAAAGUUAGCUCAAGACUGUUUCUGGCUAGCUAAAGAUCAUGCUUCCUUGUUAUUAUUAUUGUCUUCGUCUAAUAAUCAAAAAGAAUUAGUUAAAUUAGCAGAAGAAUGUGAAACCAUGGGUAAAUACAACAUAGCUUUGCAAACUUGGUGGAUAACUGGAAAUAAGGAAAAGUGUUUAGAAUUAUUAAUAAAGAGUGAAAGAUUAACAGAGGCUACAUUCUUCGGAGUGAAUUAUUCUGCAGACAAAUCAAAAGUCAACGAAUCAAUUAAAUUGUGGAAGGAAAAGUUAGAAUCUAAGAAUAAGACAAAAAUAAGUGAAAGAUUAAUUGAUAAUUUUGAAGGAUUAAGCGUUUCUGACACAACAGCGCCUGCGCCUGCCCAUGAAGCAAUUGACAGUUUAAUUGAUCUCGAAGAUGCUAGUGUUAAGAAUGAAGAAGUCGAUGUGGAUGUAGACGUUUCAGAGAAAGAAAUUGAUGAAGCAGAAGAAGAAGAAGAAGAAGAAGAAGAAGAAGAAGAAGAAGAAGAAGAGGCUACCACAGCUGAUGUGGAAACAAAGACUGAAGAAGCUGAAACUGCUGAUGCUUAA